This is a messenger RNA of Gymnodraco acuticeps, 3350 nucleotides long. RefSeq names its product ankyrin repeat and MYND domain-containing protein 2-like. Lineage: Eukaryota; Metazoa; Chordata; Actinopteri; Perciformes; Bathydraconidae. The transcript is spliced from 10 exons. Gene Ontology annotation, biological process: regulation of smoothened signaling pathway. The record is from RefSeq and is a predicted model, not a curated record. Gene Ontology annotation, molecular function: protein binding. The coding region runs from base 268 to 1581 and encodes 437 amino acids.
UAUUUAAACUACAGUCAGACCUGGACAGCAAAACCUUUAUCUUUUAAGUUAUAAAUUAUCUAAAUUGAAUCAUCAGAAACUUACAAUAUCUUUACUACUAUGCAUUUUGUAUCCAGCAGACCACAGUGGUCUCCCCCUUUGCUUGGUACAGUGGUAUGUUCCAGGGAUGUUGGUUGAGUCCAUGCAGUGACUCAGCCUACAUGCAGACUGUGACUGUCAGCAGGACAGAGACACAGAUCACUCAGAGAUCACAGCUGAUCACAGAGGAUGGCGGCCCAGCAGAAAGGAGAUCUAUCAUCAGCAGAGAGGAAGAUCCUGCAGGUCAUCGCUGCAGGUGACGUACAGGAAGCUGCCCAGCUGCUGGCCAGUGAAGAAGUACGAGUCAACUGUUUGGAUGAGUAUGGCAUGACUCCCCUGAUGCAUGCAGCCUAUAAGGGCAAGGCGGACAUGUGUCGUCUGCUGCUGCAGCAUGGGGCCAACGUCAACUGCAACCAGCACGAAUACGGAUACACUGCUCUCAUGUUUGCUGGCCUGUCAGGGAGGACAGAUAUCACCUCCAUGAUGCUGGAUGCAGGCGCAGAGACAAACCAAGUGAACUCUGUGGGUCGCACUGCGGCUCAGAUGGCAGCGUUUGUUGGCCAGCACGACUGUGUCACAGUGAUCAAUAACUUCUUCUCGCUCGCAAAGCUGGAGUUCUACACCAGGCCACAUGGGCUGGAGAGGGAGCCCAGGCUGCCCCCCACACUGGCGGGCCCCCUGCACAGGAUCAUCAUGACCACCAACCUCAACCCGGUCAAGAUAGUGUUGCUGGUGAAGGAGAACCCUGUGCUGGUGAACGUGGCAGCUCUGGAGAAGUGUCACCAGGUGAUGGACUUGCUGUGUGAGCAGUGUGUGAAGCAGCAGGACAUGAAUGAGGUCCUGGCGAUGAAGAUGCACUACAUCAGCUGUGUGCUCCAGAAAUGCCUGGCCUUCCUGCAGAAACGAGAUGACAAGCUGGACGCACUUGUCAAGAGCUUGUUGAAGGGGAGAGACAGCGAUGGCUUCCCUCAGUACCAGGAGAAGUUCAUUCGGGACUGUAUCAGGAAGUUUCCUUAUUGUGAGGCCACACUGCUUCAGGAGCUGGUGAGGAGCAUAGCACCGGUAGAGAUUGGAAACGACCCCACUGCGUUCUCGGUGUUGAACCAGGCCAUCACUGGUCAGAUGGCGUUUGUAGAUGCUAACUACUGUGCUACGUGUGGGGAGAGGGGAGCAGACAAGAGAUGCUCCCUUUGUAAAGCAGUGACUUACUGUAGCUUAUCGUGCCAAAAGCUCCACUGGUUCGCCCAUAAAAAUAUGUGCAGGUGUCUACAGGAGCAGGAUGCUGACCUGGAGAAGGAUUCUCCAAAGCUCAAAGAACUGAAAGAUGAUGAGAGCGACCUGGUGAUGGAGACAGCCAACUUCCUGCAGGAGCUGUGUCUGCGGGCGGAGGAGCAGGUGGCUGCUGCUGGAGGCUGCCCUGCAGAGCUCCGUGCCUUCCCCCCCCCUCUACUGAGGGACCUUCAUUCACCCAAGACUGAGGCAACAGCCCAACAGGGGCCCUGAAGGAGGCCUGUGAAUUUUCACAAAAGUUAUAAAUGGCUGAACAUAAACCAUCUUAGCAAUAACAUGCUCCAGUGGCAGCUGCAAUAAGUAGAGGUAUUUUCAAAAUGUAUAAUAAGAAAUAUAAUAAAUUCAUGCUAAAUCUGAUCAGGGAAUAUGAGAAGCAUAAAGUAUAAUGUUGCUAUUUCAAGCAUUUUCUGGGUGGAACAGUUCAGUACUGUAAGGAGUCCAUUUGGAUUCAUAUUAAUAACCUCAACAAUUGUAUCAAAACAUCUUUAAAAUGGUGACUUCUUUCUCCUGUUUUUCGUUCUGUAAUGUUAUGAUAUUAUCAUUUUCUUAGCAAGAAGCCUCAGAACAGACUAAAUGUGCAUGUAGACCGAAAGGUCCGUCAUAUCAAUAAGGACAUCAGAAGAAUAAUGUCCUCCAUUUUUGUCCCAAUUAAGGUGUUGAACAGCUGGCUUUUUCGGUUUUAUGAUAAGGUAGAGUUGUUAAAAUAAAAACUAGAACCUGGUCCUCCUGUUCCUUCCAACCUUUAACAGCAGGGGGAACCGCUCAGUUCGUGUUGGGCCGAGGACCUUUGUUCCACAUUUCUCUCUCUCUCUUCACUUCCUGUAUCUCUUUACUGUCACUACCUAAUAAUGGCCUAACAUGGCAAUACAUAAGGAACUCUUCAGAACCUAACAUUAUUUGACCAUUAGCUUGCCUUGGUGGUAGAGCAUUCUCUAUACUGGUAAGAAUGAAUGAUGACAGACUGUUGGUUACCAUGUGAUUGAGUGAGCCCAGGGCAUUAGAGACCAUCGAGAUAUUAAUGUGCAUCAUUUGCAAUACAACACAUAAUAAUGUGUCAGUUAAUAACAUAAAAGGUUCAAAAUGCCAUAGAGUGUGCUAUGUGCAAAAUAUAAAUAAUCAGGUUGUGAACCGCACAGUGGUGUAAUGUGACAAAGUACAUUUACUCGAGUACUGUACUGAAGUAUUAUUUUGAAAUGAUAAUUUCCUUUUUAUUUGACCUCUACUCCACUUCAGAGUAAAGAUUGUACUUAUUAUUAUAGUUACCAGUUAUAUUCUACAUAGAGAAACGUGCUUUCAUGAUACAAUGCAGUACUAUACUACUUAUCUAUCUUUUAAUAUAUCAAAUCAAACAAAUUGGCUCAAUUUUGACAAACUACAAGAUUAAAAAGCUUGUACAGCUCAUUCGGCUGACAAUACUCCUGUACUUGUAUUUUUAACUUUAACUUAAGUAAAAUGUUGAAUUCAGGAUUUCCCCUUGUAAUGGAGUAUUUUGAGUAAAGGACAGGAUCUGAUUACUUUAUCCUCUGAAACUGCAGUGUACACAGUUGUCUUUAGACAUAAGCCAUUGCAUAUAUAUACAUAUAUAUAAAGUAUGGUAAAGUAGGAAAACACGUUGUUUAUUUCUGUGUUUAGGAUACGACACAGCUUUGUAAAAAUAGUCCUUCAGUCACAGCUACACUGUGUUCUGUGUGUCAUCUUGGAAAUGCUGGUAUUUUUUGAAGUAAUGUGCAUUAUAUAUUUUGUGGUUUAUGUUUUUUGUUGUUAAAGUAUCCACGAUCAUUGUAGUAAAAUUGUAGAAUUGAAGAAUGUAAUAUUGCUUUUCUAAUGAUGAAUGACGUUUGCCUUCAUCCCAAGGACUGUUCCUGCUCAGUGUCAGGUUAUUGGGGUCAAGUCUGCCACAGAGAACACACAUCUUAUCAAUGUAAUAAUCCAAUACACAAAGUGACUAAAUGAUGCUGAUCUUAUUCUGUAUCUGUUGGGAG